CUCACGUAUCCCCUCCUCUCUUCCCACUACUUUUCCUCACCGUUACUCCUUACCCUCCAAUCCAAUCCUCGUUCACCCUCGUUGCCCGUCUCCCACUUGCGCUCAAAGACAGCUAUGCAGACACAAGCAACAGUCCUGCCCUCGCCCGCUUGGGAACACCAGGCUAACUCCUCCGUGGCCUGUCCGAUUAUGAACGCCGCCAACUUUUGUUCGACCUCAACGCUCAGCUCCCGCUCACACUCACACUCCUUCCGCUCUUUCCCAAUGAUGCCUCUUUUCACUGCCCCUACAUCCCCUGUACUUCUACCGGAGAUCAUCUCCAUCGUCUGCGCCUAUCUCGACGCACCCUCGCUGGCUGUGGCCACAAGGAUUAACAGGACCUGGUCUGCCAUCAGUCUGCCGCUGCUCUACCGCGAGAUCACCCUUGCCUGGCGGGGAUUUAAGAUCGAUAGCCUGGAGCUGGGUGUUCGGCGGAAUGGGCACCAUUGUCGGAAACUGGCCGCUGCUCGAGAAGUGGUACGUUCGAUGGUCUCAUACCCCACGAUGCAUAGCAUCACUGGAGAAGAAAAGUGUACUCAUUUCUACACCAACCUUAUUUUUUUAUUUUUUUUCUGUAAUUUUAAAUUAUAGAAUCACUGGUGUUCUAGGAUCA
Molecule: messenger RNA, 652 nt
Organism: Gamsiella multidivaricata
Lineage: Eukaryota; Fungi; Mortierellomycota; Mortierellomycetes; Mortierellales; Mortierellaceae
Exons: 1
Coding region: 115-630 (171 amino acids)
Source: RefSeq, a predicted model, not a curated record